CAGUUGAGUUGUUAGCCAUCAACGAGACUGUUGUGAGUGAAAAUAAAUAAAAGAAAUUUACAUUAAAUAUUAUCGUCAAUUUUUAAAAUGAAUUUUUCAAUAAAAUACGUGAGUUUUUGUGUCACAUUGUUGGCUACUAUUGUAUUGGUGUACGCGGAUGAUGAUAGUUUCGCAUUUCCCGAUGAAUUGAUCGUUGAAACAAAAUCCCGAUUCAGUGGAAAUCCUUAUGCAAAUGGAUAUAACAGUGGUUACAAUAAUAAUCAAUAUCAAGGACCUUCAAGAAGACCUUUCCAAAAUAAUUAUCAUGGAUAUAAUAAUUACGGAGAUCGAUAUGAUAAUACAAAUAAAUUUAGUGGACAUAAUGGAUUUGGUGGAAUCAACACUCAAUAUCCAUCAGGAUUCGGUGGGCAUCCGGUGUACAAUCAACAAGCACGUCCUUGGCAAGGCCCAAACAACGGAAUAAUUAAUAAAUAUCCCUCAAAUAUAUAUAAUAACGGAAAUGAUGGUGGCAGUUUUGCAAAUGCUGAGAGUAAUGCUCAAGCAUCAAAUGGAUUUGCAAAUAGUAAUUCAAAAGCAAAUGCACAAGGAUGGAAUAAUCCAAGUAAUUAUUAUCCUGGUGGUGCAUCAAGUGCAUCAAGUGCUGCAUCAGCAACAUCAGGUAUUGUCAAUGGUUAUCCAGUUGCAGCAAGUUCAGCUGCUGCUGCAGCAGCAUCAGGUGGAAGUAAUUCUGUUGGUUUAUCAUCAGCAUUAGCAACAUCAUCAGCAAUUGGUGGUAAUUAUAAUGGAGGAUUUAAUAAUCUAUCACCAUGGAAUUUUAGAAGUCGUAUUGGAGGUAAUGAAGAAGAAGAACAACAAAAAGUUGAUGAAAAAAUUAAAGAUAAUAAAAGUGAUGAAAAAAAUAAAGAUUCAAUCGUUUUUAGGGAGUAAUAUAAUUGUAUAAAAUUUUAAUAAUAAAUAUUUAAAUUUUACCUCAAAGUUUCCAAAUUUUCAUAAUAAAAAGUAUUUAUAAAACUAAA
Messenger RNA from Aphidius gifuensis, 1016 nucleotides. RefSeq names its product GATA zinc finger domain-containing protein 14-like. The record is from RefSeq and is a predicted model, not a curated record. The coding region runs from base 88 to 927 and encodes 279 amino acids. Lineage: Eukaryota; Metazoa; Arthropoda; Insecta; Hymenoptera; Braconidae. The transcript is spliced from 3 exons.